GAGGAAUCGAAGGCACCGAGAGAGAGAGAGAGAGAGAGAGAGAGAGAGACACUGUCUGGACGAGGGGAGAGACGAAGUGCUGCGAUUCUCCUCCAAGAUGCGUCUUCUGGUGACGAUGGUGACGGUGAUGGUGGCGGUGUGCGACGAGCUCAUGGUGGUGGCCGCGGCCCAGUCCCGGUGUGACCCGCUGACUCAGUACGAGAAGGCCGGCCAGUGCUGCAGAAUGUGUUUUCCAGGCACCAGCAUGUCAAGCACGAGCACUUGUACGGAUCCUCAGUGCGAAGAAUGUGGGGAGGAUGAAUAUCAGGAUAAAUACAACACCGAGCCCAGAUGUCAACGUCAGCCGUACUGCAACCCACUUAAAAACUUCCAGGCGUCUGCACAACAGAGCAAGAAGAAACGAAGCACCUGCCUGUGCCGGCUGGGUUUCCACUGCUCCAGUGAAGCUUGCAUGACCUGUGUGCCGCACACAACCUGCAAAGCAGGACAUGGGACUAGGUCCAUAGGGAACCAGACCCAUGACACGGUGUGCCAGGAAUGCCCCGAAGGCUCAUUUUCCAUCAGCAACACGUGGGACAGUGUCUGUGAGAAAUGGACGGAAUGCCAGAGUGGAUACCACGUCCGAGAGAGGGGCACAGACGUGUCUGACAGCGUUUGCGAGGAAACGUCCCGUCAGCAUGUAGCUCUGAUCGCAGUGUUUGCCGUCGCAGCCUGUUUAGUCGGUGCACUCGGUGUGGUGUUUUGUCUGUUCAGAGGAGAUGCAAAAAGAAGAGCAAAGGGCUGUGUCGACUUGUGCCACGGAGACCGAUGGGAGCUGCCGAAAGAACCCAGCCUGCUGUCGUUCACCCCCGUCGACCAGACGGAAAAAGUGCCCAUGUGUCCUGAGCUGCAGUCCAUUCAGGACGACGAGGACAGAAUGAGGACGCCAGAGGAAAACGAGGACGACCUGAGGGACGACAUGUCGGCGGACGUGGUCGCUCUCACUGAAAACGGAAAGUUUGUGACACAAGAGCGGGGCAAAACAGAAAUCCAGCCCCAGCAGGAGUCGCAAACGCACACGUACACAGACUGAAAGUCCUCGUCGAUGAAAUAUGUAAAUGUAAAUGUUACCGUUGUGUCUCGUAUUUCACUUGCACCUAAUUCUCCUAACGUAAACGUGUGUGUGUGUAUAUAUAUAUAUAUAUAUAUAUAUAUAUAUAUAUUUCCCUUAGUGUUAACAUUAAAAUGAAAAUUGUGCCGCAAUGUCUUAUCGUGUAAUUAUGUUAGAUUGUGUCAUACUCUAUGACUUGAAUGUUUUAGUUUGGACGUUGGUUGGCAUUUUGUAAUUUGUGGGCUCAUGUUGUGUUUUGAUGUCGUCAACAACUCUUGUGUCCGUUCUGUACAUAAUAUUUCUGUUCAUAUUGGGACAUGGUACAAACUCCUGUUAUUGAGCUGAAGGUGCGUCUUGAUGAACAUGUUUUUCACAUUUAAACUCUGUUACCGGAAAUCGUACUGACAAAUAUCAUUAAACCACUUAAAUACCGGGGAGAACUUAAAAA
Molecule: messenger RNA, 1538 nt
Organism: Scophthalmus maximus (turbot)
Lineage: Eukaryota; Metazoa; Chordata; Actinopteri; Pleuronectiformes; Scophthalmidae
Gene: cd40
Product: CD40 molecule, TNF receptor superfamily member 5
Exons: 9
Coding region: 98-1072 (324 amino acids)
Biological process (GO): B cell activation; positive regulation of blood vessel endothelial cell migration; TRIF-dependent toll-like receptor signaling pathway
Cellular component (GO): external side of plasma membrane; CD40 receptor complex
Molecular function (GO): CD154 receptor binding; antigen binding
Source: RefSeq, a predicted model, not a curated record